Molecule: messenger RNA, 2381 nt
Organism: Cornus florida
Lineage: Eukaryota; Viridiplantae; Streptophyta; Magnoliopsida; Cornales; Cornaceae
Exons: 8
Coding region: 273-1961 (562 amino acids)
Biological process (GO): mRNA 3'-end processing
Cellular component (GO): RNA polymerase II, holoenzyme
Molecular function (GO): RNA polymerase II complex binding
Source: RefSeq, a predicted model, not a curated record
CAAAAGUAGGCAAAAUCCAAGUAGCAGAAAAAACACACGCACACUCUCUCUGUGUAUUUCUUGAAAUUUUUUUUUUUUUUUUGCAAGAAACAAGAACUCUUCACUUCGACCAACGCAGGUUUCUCUCCUCUCUCUGCAAUACGGCUGGCGCUCGUCCACAGGAUUCACCGAACCGUAUCGGAUUACAUCGAUUGAUGUCUAGUGUUUGCCAUCGUCAUUGAUCGGAACUUCAUCUUGGGAUCUUUAAACAUUAGAACUUCUUAAACAGCAAGAUGAGUGGCGAAGUUUUUGACAGACAGAUGUUAGCUGACAAGUUGUCUAAACUCAACAGUUCGCAACAAAGUAUAGAAUCGUUAUCACGUUGGUGCAUUUCUCACCGGAAGAAAGCUAAGCAGAUUAUCGAAACAUGGGAUAAAUUGUUCAAUUCUGCACAGAGAGAGCAGCGUGUUUCUUUCCUAUAUUUGGCUAAUGACAUUUUGCAAAAUAGUAGGCGAAAGGGCAGUGAGUUUGUGAAUGAAUUUUGGAAAGUCCUUCCUGGAGCUCUUAAGCAUGUUUAUGGAAAUGGUGAUGAACAUGGAAAGAAAGCAGCCUCCAGACUGGUUGACAUUUGGGUAGAGAGGAAGGUUUUUGGAUCAAGGGGUGAGAAUCUUAAAAAUGAAAUGCUUGGUAAAGGUCCUCCGUCUUUGUCAGUCAGCAACAGAAAGAGUUCAAAUCCUAUAAAGAUAAUGAAGAAGGAUGCUCACUCAUUAAAAAUUAGAUUGGUUGUCGGGGGUAUGCCACAAAAAAUAGUAACUGCAUUUCAGUCGGUAGACGAUGAAAAUAUCAAUGAAGAAGCUGCUUUAAGCAAGUGUAAAGCUGCUGUCAAUCAGGUGGUUAAUAUGGAGAAAAGCAUUGAAAGUAUCUCCACACAAGGAAAUCAGCAGGGAUCUGCAUUUUUGGAUGAAAUACAGGAGCAGGAAAAUUUACUUCAGCAAUGUGUUAGGCAACUUGAAAGUGCUGAAGCAACUAGGAUUGUCUUGGUUUCCCAGCUUAAAGAAGCACUUCAGGAUCAAGUACCAAAGCUGGAACAUAUCCGCACUCUGUUGCAGGUUGCUCGAGGUCAGGUUGAGCAAGUUAACAGUAUGAGGCAUAAGCUUACAUCACCCUCUCUUUCCGGGCCCCUGUCAACCAGUACUAACCCACCAAUGGAAACCGCAAUGGUAGUGGAGCCAAACCUGCCUUCAAUUCAACCGACCAGCUCCCCUCUGCUGCCUCCACUGGCCCAACCUGUGAUAUCUUUUGCAUCUUCAACAACUGCCGAAGAAGAGAACAAGAAAGCAGCAGCUGCUGCGGUUGCUGCUAAGCUUGCUGCUUCUACAUCCUCUGCACAGAUGCUUACUUCUGUUCUCUCAUCACUCGUUGCAGAAGAGGCUGCCUUCUUGAAUGGCGGCUUAAAAUCAGCUGGAUUUGCGUCUGGGUUACCCAUGUUCUCUCCAAAAAAACGCCCCAAACUGGAGACAUCGGCAGUUUCUGAUGUUAAUAAUUCUGAAAUGAGUAACACAGUAUAUUUUAAUUCUCUACAACAGCAACCAAUGACUGGUCUUUCGCUUCCACAACCCACAAAUAUGCAAUCUGUUUCUCAAGACAACCAGAUAAAAGCUUCGUUUCCACCUCAACCACCACCACCACCACCUCUACCACCUAUGCCGCCUCCAAAUUCUGCAGCAAAUCAAUUCGUCCAAUCUGCUGGUCUGAUGGUUGGGGUUUUUCCUUAUGGAUAUGGUGCUAACAGCCUGCUACCUCUAGGUCCACCUUCACAUAAUGCAAUGGGAGCAAGACUAGCCCAUCAGCCACUGCAGCAACCACAACCGCCAUCGCAGCAGCUGCAGCCUCCCACCAAUGGAGGGUUUUAUCAGGCUCCAAGUAAUAGAAUUUAUGGGCAUAGCCAUCAGCCAGUACCACCGCCAUUACCCCGGCAGUGAGGUCCUCUUUGGAAGUACUUGAAAUAGACCUGUGUCAUUUUGUAUAUUAAUAGGUGGUACUUGUGCUUAGGCAGGAAUUCUUCUGUUUUCUAAUCCAAUCCACGGUCCUUUGUGUGGGACACCUCCUAUACCCUUCCCAGGUGCUUUACAAUGAUAACAAAGUACUUUGGCAACUAAAUCUUGACUUACAUGUACAAGAAUCAAUUGUAGAUAUAAUAGCUGUGUCUACAGCGAGCUGUGUACUAUGACAACAAGAACCCUAAUGCAUGUCUCUGUUCACAACCUGGUUGCACGUUACAACUCUACUUGUAUCUCCUUUUCAGAUGUAGCCUGAUUAUAUUAUAUUUGUGAACGUCAUAGGAUUUUUGAUAAUAAUCUGUUUAGAAUAUUCACUCAUUUUAAUUAGAGACUUUAAUGGUA